GUUAUUAAUGCCACAUUGUAGAUUUUAGCCUGUUCCAAUCAUCCUUAUAUCGAGUUAAUGAAAUUUAUGAAAUUGCCUACCGUUCAAAUCGCUCUCUGUUGUUAGCACCACACUGAUUAACUACAAUGUUCCAAUUUUUUAGAAUUAUGUCCGACAUAAUUCUAAUUUUUUCUGUUACAGCAGAUAGUUAUGGUGAAAUGGCACGCAGGAAUAAGUCAUCCCUGUCCUCCAAAAAGCACAUAAAAAGGAAGAAUUGAAGCAAUCUCAAGAGAAAAGAAGGGAAUCUGGAUCCUUCGUCGGAUCGUCACAGAGCUUAGAGGGGAGCUCUACGCUUCACUGGCCAUGCAAAGCAGGGAGAGUGACGGAGGCGGAGGCACUGCUGGCUGCUGGAGCGGACAUUAACAAGCUGGACAGAGCGCAGUUGAACCCUUUCAUGGACGCGAUCAACUCAGGACAGGUCGACUGUGCUAGAUGGCUGCUGAGGCAAGACGGUAUAAAGCUCCAGCCCGAGAUAUGGUCGUUUUGUAGGGAGAGGGGGCUAGAGUCAGUGCUAACAGCUUAACAGAAGCAAGGUACGGAGAGCGAUCCAUGGCUGUCCCGAUAGACCCACUCAGACUCCUGCCGGAAGAUACUCCUCCGGUUGAUCCAGAUGAGACAGUUCUAGCAGAUGAUCAGUUACAGACUGAAGAACAUAUCCCACAGAUCAAUGCGUCAACAUCUGCAAAUGAAGCUGAUAUCAGAAUCGAAAUGAUGAUGGUACUACACGAGAUGCUCAUGGAAAAGGUAUCAGUUUGCUUUUCUCCUCCCACGAGCAGUACAAAGUGUGGGUUCAACUUUAAUCUGAUAGAAGACAUCGUAUGCGGAACCCAAGCCCGGCUAUGUCUGUACAUAAUAACGAAAGAAACCGGUUAUGCUGCGAGGGCGUUUAGCUCGAUAGAUGUUGAAAAUGCCCACAGCAUUAUAAAUCAUUUGGACCGCCGAGGGGUCCAAAACUCCUCAAUCGAAGAGCUUAGUAGACAUGUCAGCAACCUACAGAGACUUCAAAUUCUCAGGAAAACCUCUCUAGGACGGAAGCUUUAUACUCCGACAUCCACAAUUUACCACGCCCCUGAGAUCGACAAAGGUCUUUCUGAUAGAUUGACUUCCAGCCAAUUCGAUCUAUCGAAGCCGAGUGGGAAGAACAAAGAACUGAAACCCAUGGUCGCAACGAUGCUCCUCGCGGACAAGGGAGAGUUAGGGCCAUCGGUGGUCACAAGACUGCAGAAUAUUUAUUUUUUUAAGCGUUGAGGUUGUCACGAAAGUGUACUGUAACGGGACUGUAUCAGAUUUGAGUGAUUUGAUUUUGUGAUUCGCAGUUCACGUGAUUUUAUUGUGAUCUUAGACUGUAAAAACUAUAAAGGUUCAAGUUGAACUAUCGUCGCCAUGAUUAUGUAUUUUGGAACUGUUCACGUUGAAAUUGCUUCGUUAAUCAGCAGUCUUCCUUGGUUACCUUCUACUGUGUAAUGCAGCUACGAUCAACGAUACUUAGCUAGUACAUUCAUAGUAACUGCACUGAGAAGAGUAAAAAAUUUGAGCUUUGACGGAAUAACAUUUCCUUGUUUUUAGAUACGGUUACUAUUCUAGUGAGGGGUUCAUAGCUGACCAUUAAGGUCUUACUCACAAUAAUUUGUGCUCUGAUAUUGGCCGUACUGACUGCUGUUGAAAAAGCCACUCCAUCAGAUGCGCGUCACGAGAGUCCACCCCAGUAGACCCCACUACGUACAAAAUUUGAAAUUUUCCCAAAAACUUCUGAUUAAGCUAGUUUGUUUUCAAUAACUUUUGCAAUAUUAACAGUAGACCCUUCAAAUUUUCACCAAAUGUUUCCCUAGACACUAGUUCAUCGUAACUGUGUCAUAAAAUUUUAAUUUAGGGACCCAAUUUUGUGCAAGACUCCGGUAUCUGACGACCGGUCGCGGACGUGGUUAUUGUAAUGUCAACUUCUGUUGCACACUGAGCGAGCUAUAUUUUGAGAACAAAGAUAAACUUUACACCAGGUGAAAGCUGAGACGUUUC
This is a messenger RNA of Bolinopsis microptera, 2052 nucleotides long. RefSeq lists its product as uncharacterized. The record is from RefSeq and is a predicted model, not a curated record. The coding region runs from base 589 to 1287 and encodes 232 amino acids. The transcript is spliced from 7 exons. Lineage: Eukaryota; Metazoa; Ctenophora; Tentaculata; Lobata; Bolinopsidae.